ACGAAUGAUGUUGUGCUGACAAGAGUGUUAUCACGCUAAAUAAAUAGAAAAACGUCUGACUGUAGAGACUUAGUUUAUUACCGCGCUUUGUCAACGUCUAACGUAUAAUUAAAAUGAAAAUUCAGAUAUUUAUUUUCGGUUUGUUUGUUGUAACAUCACCAGCGCAUGAUGAAAGUGAAAAUGAAACCAAACCAACGUAUUUCCAUCGUCAAAAUGAUGUUACUGAUGACACACAUAUACUUAAAGGGUAUACGAUGUCCUCAGAAAACAGUACAACUGUACGAAUAAACGAACAUCAUCAUCAUCACUUCACGCACCAUAUCGAAUGGCAUCGAAGACAUACAAUACCAUUACCCAACAUUCCGGCCAGGGACAGUACCGAACGACAGCAUCAUUUUACGCACAAUCCCGAAUGGCAUAGACGACAUGGAUUACCUUUGCCUAACGAAAGGAAACAUAGUGAAGCUGAAGGUGAUAACGAGCGACAUCAUCACUUUAGACAUAAUCCAGAAUGGCACCGAAGGCAUGGCCUGCCGCUGCCUGACGACGAGACUAAUAAUGAAGGAAAUGACGCUACGCCAGAUUUUACAAAUAUAAGAACGACAAGAAGAACGCCAAUAAGAAGAACAACAACAAGGAGUACUACGAGUACACCAAGUACAACAACAAGGAGGACUCCACCAAGUACAACAACAAGGAGAACUCCACCAAUUACAACAACAAGUAGAACUACGGCUCCACCAAUUACAACAAGGCGAACUACGGCUCCGCCAAUUACAACAACCAAAUGGACUUCGACCACAGAAGAACCAGAGUAUUCUAGGGAAAUAUAUGAUACAAGACGUCAAGUGGAAUACGAUGACAUCGAAACAUUUCUUAACCGAGUGGAACCAUAAUUCGCUUGCCUGUAAGGCAUGGGUCUUAGAGCAGAAAAUACACCGCAGGUAAUGCGAACACUCUGAUUAAAAAUGUAUGGAAAUGUGAUUAAAAACGUUAAAAGUAA
Molecule: messenger RNA, 1003 nt
Organism: Bradysia coprophila
Lineage: Eukaryota; Metazoa; Arthropoda; Insecta; Diptera; Sciaridae
Source: RefSeq, a predicted model, not a curated record